AUGAAAGACAAAGACAUUACUGAAUUUCACGAGGGACCGCCUGGCUCUCAGCCCUCGCCACACGCACAGCCUCCACCUCACAACCCCAACAGCAUGAUGGGACCCCACAGUCAGCCUUUUAUGUCACCGAGAUACGCAGGAGGCCCACGGCCCCCCAUUAGAAUGGGAAACCAGCCUCCAGGAGGUGUUCCUGGUACACAGCCUUUGCUGCCCAACUCCAUGGACCCUACACGGCAACAAGGGCAUCCCAACAUGGGUGGGCCGAUGCAAAGGAUGAAUCCUCCUCGAGGAAUGGGACCGAUGGGCCCAGGUCCACAGAACUAUGGCGGCGGGAUGAGACCUCCACCCAACUCUCUAGGGCCCGGCAUGCCUGGGAUUAACAUGGGUCCAGGAGCUGGUAGACCAUGGCCCAAUCCCAACAGCGCUAACUCAAUUCCAUAUUCUUCUUCAUCACCUGGUACAUAUGUGGGGCCCCCUGGUGGCGGAGGUCCUCCUGGAACACCCAUCAUGCCUAGCCCUGCAGAUUCGACAAAUUCAAGUGACAACAUCUACACAAUGAUUAAUCCUGUACCGCCUGGAGGCAGUCGGUCGAAUUUCCCAAUGGGGCCUGGAUCAGAUGGCCCCAUGGGAGGCAUGGGUGGGAUGGAACCCCAUCACAUGAAUGGCUCAUUAGGGUCAGGAGACAUUGAUGGACUUCCAAAAAAUUCUCCAAACAACAUAAGUGGCAUUAGCAAUCCUCCGGGCACUCCACGCGAUGAUGGUGAACUGGGAGGCAACUUCCUCCAUUCCUUCCAAAAUGACAACUAUUCUCCCAGCAUGACAAUGAGUGUGUGAUUUCCCUCUUCCUUCACCCCCACGUCCUCUUCUCCAGGAUAAAGAAAAAGUCGGCUGCCCUUUGGAGGAUCUCAAGAAAUUAUGCAAGAAGAGAAGAAGCUAGGUGCAUUUGGCAGGGAGACAUUCAAAGCCGGGGGAUCCAGCCCUAAUUUUUAGUUUCAUGCAAUAAAAAGGCUGAACUUUUUAUUCCAUAAAACAAUGAAGGACAAAUCUUUAAAAUAUUUCAAGACAUGACAAGAUCCUUCUUCUGCAGAAGGAUUUAUUAUAUGUAUAUGACACUUAUUUUUUUUGUUGUUGUUCAUUUUUUUGGAAACAGACAGAAGCCUCUAGCGCCCAAUUUCAGCCUCCUUUGCUCGAUUAUUCUUUUAAAACCUCUUGUAUGUUUGUGCUGUGCUACGCAAGGAAGCUAGUCUAGAUAUGAAAUCUCAUGUUGUCUCUGUAGCCAUUAAAAAUAA
Molecule: messenger RNA, 1289 nt
Organism: Protobothrops mucrosquamatus (brown spotted pit viper)
Lineage: Eukaryota; Metazoa; Chordata; Lepidosauria; Squamata; Viperidae
Gene: SSBP3
Product: single stranded DNA binding protein 3
Exons: 14
Coding region: 1-834 (277 amino acids)
Biological process (GO): positive regulation of transcription by RNA polymerase II
Cellular component (GO): nucleus
Source: RefSeq, a predicted model, not a curated record